This is a messenger RNA of Suillus discolor, 174 nucleotides long. RefSeq lists its product as uncharacterized. NCBI's taxonomy places the organism in Eukaryota, Fungi, Basidiomycota, Agaricomycetes, Boletales, Suillaceae. The annotation marks the transcript as partial. The record is from RefSeq and is a predicted model, not a curated record. The transcript has 2 exons.
CAUGAUGAAAGCAUGUUCUAUGUCAAUGAUCAGAGGAAGUCAAAAUGGGUGCACAAAAACAUAAGUGCUACUCCAUACACAAAAGGGGAAGAAGAGGCUUCUCUGAUGGUUACUGACUUCAUGUCAGCAGAUCAUGGCUGGUUGCAAUCACCUGAUGGAAAAGAGCCAGCAUGA